UAGCUCUCCCCAAUCAUGCCCACCUUUCCUUUUCUUCUUAACAAGUCGAAAGCCUCAUCGAUUUCCUGAACUCAUUCUCUCUCUCUUAUAAUCCAAUGAUGCCUUAGAUAACAUCAACAUGGCUCAAGUUCCAAAUGUCGUCGUAUUCACCCUUUGCAUAGGAACCCUCCUUUUUUUCUUCCUCGUGAUUGCAAUUUUCUUUUACAUGCAACGUACUUCUGCCCAUCAACACCAACAGCCUGCCGGAACUGUCCCCGUACACUCCAUCAAUAACUUUCAUCCAGGUAUUGAUGAAGCCACUCUACGUCAAUACCCAAAGCUCCUCUAUGCCGAAGCCAAGCUCUACCAGGGAAACUCUACCUCAUCCUGUUGUUCAAUAUGCUUGGCUGAUUACAAUGACACGGAUGUGUUGCGCUUGUUACCCGAUUGUAGUCAUAUCUUUCAUCUUAAAUGUGUCGACUCCUGGCUACGCCUGCAUGCUACAUGCCCGGUGUGUCGAAACUCGCCUCUUCCUGAGGUGAUGGCUUCAGUGGAUGUGACAUCCUGAUAAAUGGAAGAGCUCUUUAUUACCAUUACAUUUGCUCCAAUUUGUAAAAGUGAUCAACGAGGAGUACUGAAUUAUAAUUUUCACACUAAUUUUUUUAUGUAAGACAGAAUUUACCUUUA
Messenger RNA from Quercus robur (English oak), 666 nucleotides. RefSeq names its product RING-H2 finger protein ATL70-like. The transcript has 2 exons. Lineage: Eukaryota; Viridiplantae; Streptophyta; Magnoliopsida; Fagales; Fagaceae. Bases 119 to 547 code for a protein of 142 amino acids. The record is from RefSeq and is a predicted model, not a curated record.